Molecule: messenger RNA, 400 nt
Organism: Perkinsus marinus ATCC 50983
Lineage: Eukaryota; Perkinsozoa; Perkinsida; Perkinsidae
Exons: 3
Source: RefSeq, a predicted model, not a curated record
AUGAAACGAGGCAAGAGGUUGUAUACCAUCGGCCACAGCAACCGGUCUAUUGAGAACCUCAUAGAGACUCUUAAACACUUUGGAGUGCUACGGGUAGUCGAUGUGCGGCAAAGCCCCUAUUCAAAGAGGUUCCCACAGUUCUGUUCGAAACCAUUGAGAGCAUCAUUAGAGGCUGUUGGCAUUGAUUAUGAACAUAACGAAUGGUUGGGGGGGAAGGGUCGUGCAGUAGUGUACGACGAGGAGUGGAAUGGCACUGCUACGAAGCAAGGCAUACAACAGGUACUACAACUGACUGAAACGCUCGAAGAUGGGCGAGUGACGGUAUUGCUAUGCAGUGAAGGGGACUGGAGGCAAUGCCAUCGGGAAAUUCUGGCCGAUAUAAUCGUUCACUCAGGAGCUG